This is a messenger RNA of Aphis gossypii (cotton aphid), 1512 nucleotides long. RefSeq names its product piggyBac transposable element-derived protein 1-like. Bases 1 to 1512 code for a protein of 503 amino acids. The transcript has 3 exons. Lineage: Eukaryota; Metazoa; Arthropoda; Insecta; Hemiptera; Aphididae. The record is from RefSeq and is a predicted model, not a curated record.
AUGAAUUCUAAUGAUAUUUUUGAUGCCCUCAAUGAGAGUUAUGACGAGUCAUUAUUUUCAAUGGACGAUACUGACUCUGAUCCAAAUUUUAAUCCUGUAGGAAUCAGUAAUUCAGAAAGUGAUUCAGAUAUAGAUCCAGAAGGCAUUUCAGAGGGUGACUUAAAUGUUGAUAUACCAACCCAAACAUCAACAAAUAUUCUUCCAGAUUUAAAAAAUUUGACAUGGGGCCCAGCAGAUAAUGAUUUACAUGAUUUUACAUUUAAUCCUGAUGGAUUAGAUAUUGGAAUUAAUGAUGAUAUUUUAUUUAUAUCAUUAAUUGUCACUGAAACAAACAGGUAUGCAAAUAAAAAGUUAGCUUCACCAAAUAUAAAAAGACAUUCUAGAUUACAAAAAUGGAUUGACACCAACGAAUCAGAAAUAAAAAAUUUCCUUGGUAUCAUAAUGUAUAUGGGUACAGUAAACAUGCCAACUAUUGCUAGUUAUUGGACAUCAUCUCAUUUGCUAACUUCUCACUUAAGCCAUAUUAUGAGUCGUAACCGAUUUGAACUACUAUUAUCUCACAUACAUUUUCAAAAUAAUGAUGUUGCUAACCUAAAUAACAGACUUUAUAAGAUUCAAAAUAUUUUAGAUUUGUUAAAUCAAAAAUUUAAACAAUGGGUUAUUCCAUCACAUGGUAUGUGUAUUGAUGAAUCAAUGAUUGCUUUUCAAGGACGCCUUGUUUUUAAACAAUAUAUUCAAACAAAACGACAUAGGUAUGGAGUUAAAGUUUUUAAACUGUGUGUUAGUCCAUGCUACACACUCAAGUUCAAGAUUUAUUCUGGUAAAGAAUCUGAGGUUGACAAAAAUGAUAGUGUUUCUUCCAGAAUUGUUAUGAACCUUGUAGAUGAGUAUUUAGAUUUUGGGCGCACACUUUAUGUAGACAAUUGGUAUACUAGUGUUUCCUUAGCACAUCAACUUCUUGAACGAAAAACACAUUUAGUUGGAACACUCCGUUCAAAUAGAAAGUAUAAUCCUGACUAUGUUGUCAAAAAAAAAUUAAAAAAGGGCCAAGUAAUAGCUCAAAAAAGUUCAUCUAAAGUUAUGGUAUUAAAAUUUAAAGAUAAAAGAGACUUACACAUGUUAAGCACAAAACAUACAGAUAAUAUGGUUAUGGUUCCAAGAAGAGAAAAUAAAUCAAAGCCAGAAGUAGUAUUAGAUUAUAACAGAGGUAAGUCUUUUAUUGAUCUUUCUGAUCAAAUGGCUUCAUAUUGCUCACCUCUUAGAAAAUCAUUAAAAUGGUAUCGUAAGGUGGUAUUUGAACUUCUUCUGAAUACAUCAGUUGUAUAUGCUUUAUGUUUGUUUCAAAAAACAACUGCAACACGCAUUAAGAUAACUGAUUUUAGAUCAAAUUUGAUAAAAUAUCUGACAUUCAAACCCAAUAUGAAUCAAGAACUAUCAAACAAACAUGUACUCACAACAGCCUCAAGAAACAGAUGUGUUCAAUUUUACUUGAAUAUUGCUCAAGAAAAAUGA